AUGAAGAGAAAAGCCGAAAACCAAUUGCAGGCCAAGAAGUCUCUGAAGAAGAAGGCCAAAAAGCAGCUCACCGAGCAAGAGACGAAAGAAAGGUUCCGGAGCGGCCUCUUUGACAAGGACGUGCUCGCCAAGUACUCAAAAGAGUACAAGACAUCAACACCCUACAAACACUGCGUUAUCCACGAGCUCGUCGACGACAAACUAUUACGCUCCGUCCGCGACGAGAUCCGCGAGAAUGUCUCCUUCACCCCCAAGGAGACCGACAUCUACAAAAUCCACCAGUCCGGCGACCUCGCCAACCUGGAUGGGCUCGACGACGAGGCCCUGGCGAAGCUGCCCUCUCUCCUGGCACUGCGCGAUGCCAUCUACUCGGACACAUUUCGGAACUAUGUCUCGGACAUCACCGGUUGUGGUCCCCUGAGCGGCCGCAAGACGGACAUGGCCAUCAACGUCUACACGCCCGGAUGCUACCUUCUUUGCCACGACGACGUUAUUGGCAGCAGGAAGGUCAGCUACAUUCUGUAUCUCGUCGACCCGGACAUACCGUGGAAACCUGAAUGGGGUGGUGCUCUGCGCCUCUUCCCCGUCACCGAGCGCAAAGGCAAAGGCGGCGCCGUGGCCAAGACGGUGGAGCCCGACGUCGUCAAGGUCAUCCCACCCGCCUGGAACCAGCUGAGCUUCUUUGCCGUCCAGCCGGGCCAGAGCUUCCAUGACGUGGAAGAGGUGUACCAUGCCAAGACCAAGGCUGAGCUGGAAAAACAGGGCGGCCGCGUGCGCAUGGCCAUCAGUGGCUGGUUUCACAUUCCACAGAUUGGCGAGGACGGUUACGUCAAGGGUGCAGAGGAGGAGCAGGUCAAGAACAGUGGCCUCAUGCAACUGCAAGGCAACCCGCAUCAGCAUGACCUGCCGCGGGAGGAACCCAAGCCCGUCGAGCAAGGGGACUCACAGGACAUUGUCGAGUUUGAUGAGAAGGACCUCGAGUUCCUGCUCAAGUACAUGGCCCCGACCUAUCUCACGCCAGACACACUCGAGCGGGCAUCAGAGUACUUUGAGGAAAACUCCAGCAUAACGCUGGCUGAUAUUCUCAACCGAAAGUACGCCGCCAAGCUGCGGGAGUACAUCAUUCAACAAGAAGCAGCCGAGAUCCCCUCUCAAUCCGCAGAGAUUGAGAAGAAGACGCCGUGGAAGGUUGCUCGCCCGCCCCACAAGCACCGUUUCCUCUACAUGCAGGAAACAGAAGAGAAUGCGGCUGGGCAAGGUCAAACUGACGAGAACCCGCUCCGUGAGCUCCUGGACGUCUUUCUCCCCAGUCGGCAGUUCCGCGCGUGGCUUCAAAUGGCCACUGGCUGUGUUAUCAAGUCGCACUAUUCAAUAGCGCGUCGGUUCCGGAGGGGAGAGGAUUACACCCUUGCCAUGGGUCACGAUGGGGAUGCUCGCCUGGAGUUGAAUUUUGGUCUGACGCCCACUCAGGGCUGGGGUGACGAUCAAGAGGAUGGCGAGGACGAUGAGGAGGAAGAGGAAGAUGCGGAGGAAAAUGGCGCCAAAGCCAAAGGCAAGAAGAACGGCAAGGGCAAGAACAAGGCGGAGCCUAAAGCCAAAUCCAAAAAGAAGGGCAGUCAAGAGAAAAAUACAAAAGAAGAAGCGGUAGAGCCCGAAGAUGUCGGAGGCCACGAGGUUUACAUGGCUGGCGACGAGGACGAGGGCGCGGACGCUGCUGUGUAUCGUGCUGGUGGAGCCGACGACGACAACAUUCUCUUCUUCCAGGCGGCAUCGUGGAACAAGCUGACAAUCGUGUUGAGGGACAGCGGGGCCCUCCGGUUUGUCAAGUAUGUGAGCAAGGCUGCCAAGGGUGACCGAUGGGAUAUCUCGGCGCACUUUGACGUUGAGGAUGAGGACCAAGACGAAGAAGAAGGAAAAGGCGGAGAGGCUGUUGUCGGCGUACAGGACGAUACCUCUGAGGAAGAGUUCAAGGGUUUCUCGGACAGUGAAGACAGCGAUUCAGACUAG
Pyricularia pennisetigena is the source of this 2007-nucleotide messenger RNA. RefSeq lists its product as uncharacterized. Bases 1 to 2007 code for a protein of 668 amino acids. Lineage: Eukaryota; Fungi; Ascomycota; Sordariomycetes; Magnaporthales; Pyriculariaceae. Gene Ontology annotation, cellular component: cytoplasm. Gene Ontology annotation, molecular function: peptidyl-proline dioxygenase activity; L-ascorbic acid binding; iron ion binding. The transcript has 2 exons. The record is from RefSeq and is a predicted model, not a curated record. Gene Ontology annotation, biological process: regulation of translational termination; peptidyl-proline hydroxylation.